Chelonia mydas (Green sea turtle) is the source of this 3266-nucleotide messenger RNA. It is a transcript of the gene GBX2, whose product is annotated as gastrulation brain homeobox 2. NCBI's taxonomy places the organism in Eukaryota, Metazoa, Chordata, Testudines, Cheloniidae. Gene Ontology annotation, biological process: regulation of transcription by RNA polymerase II; regulation of nervous system development. Gene Ontology annotation, molecular function: DNA-binding transcription factor activity, RNA polymerase II-specific; RNA polymerase II transcription regulatory region sequence-specific DNA binding. Gene Ontology annotation, cellular component: nucleus. The transcript has 2 exons. The record is from RefSeq and is a predicted model, not a curated record. Bases 334 to 1368 code for a protein of 344 amino acids.
AGAGCGCAAUUUAAAGGUGCUGGCGGCGCCCGGAGAGAGCCCCGCGCGCUCCGACCCAGGCAGCGUCUCCGCCGCCGCCUCUGCGCACCGCCCAGCGGGGCCCCAGGAGCCGGCGAGGGGAUGCCCCCGAAGCCCCCCAGCAGCACCGGAGGCGGCCCGGCGUCGACCCCGGCCUGACUCCUGUCGCUCUGCCCUGCACCCCCCGCCCCGCCCCACUUCCCCCAGCCCGCGCGGGACGGGGCGCCUGGAUCUGCCCGGCUCUGGCUGCGCGCCGCGGGACCGGCCGCCUGCUCCUGCCUUUCUGCUCCGCCGCCUCCGGUCCCCGGCAGCUCUAUGAGUGCGGCUUUCCAGUCCUCCCUCAUGAUGAUGCAGCGCCCCUUGGGAAGCAGCACGGCCUUCAGCAUAGACUCGCUCAUAGGCAGCCCUCCCCAGCCCAGCCCGGGCCACUUCGUCUACACCGGCUACCCCAUGUUCAUGCCCUACCGGCCGGUGGUCUUGCCCCCUCCGCCCCCGCCCCCUCCGACCCUCCCUCAAGCCUCGCUGCAGCCCGCCCUGCCGCCCUCCCACCCCCACCACCAAAUCCCCAGCCUGCCCCCCGGCUUCUGCUCCAGCCUGGCCCAAGGGAUGGCUCUCACCUCCACGCUCAUGGCCACGCUGCCCAGCACCUUCUCCGCCUCCCCGCAGCACCAGGAGGCGGCCCGGAAGUUUGCCCCCCAAGCUCUCCAGGGCAACUUCGACAAGGGCGAAGGGCUCCCGCAGGAGAACGAAGAGGGGAAAUCCUUCCUGGGCAAGGAGAGCUCCCUGCUGUCAUUCGCCGCCGCAGAAGCCGUGCAGGCUUCCCUGGUAGGGGCUGGCCGGGCUCAGGCCAAAGAUGAUUCCAAAGCGGAAGACGACUCUAAAGGCAAAGAGGAAAGUUUCUCGAUGGACAGCGAUCUAGAUUAUAGCUCUGAUGACAAUAUCACAAGCCAAGCCGCUCAUAAAGAAGAGGACUCUGGCAACGCACUAGAAGAAAACACCCAGAGCACAAAUAACUCAAACACCACCACAUCCACUGGCAAAAACAGGCGUAGGAGAACAGCCUUUACCAGCGAGCAGCUGUUAGAGUUGGAAAAGGAAUUUCAUUGCAAAAAGUACCUGUCUCUGACAGAGAGAUCCCAGAUCGCUCACGCCCUCAAACUCAGUGAAGUGCAGGUCAAAAUCUGGUUCCAGAACAGAAGAGCCAAGUGGAAAAGGGUGAAAGCCGGCAAUGCCAACUCGAAAACAGGAGAACCAUCCAGAAACCCCAAGAUUGUGGUACCCAUCCCCGUCCAUGUCAGCAGAUUUGCCAUCAGAAGUCAGCACCAGCAGCUGGAACAAGCCAGACCCUGAUACAUUUUCCACUACCCCUCCCCGCCCCCCCAUCCAAAAGUUUUGAUCAAUGUUUCCAAAUCGGGUUAAAAACAAACACACACAAACUUUAAUCUGAACCUUUCGACAUAUCAAGUAAAGCAAGAAUCUAUUAAUGAGGCUUAAAACCUGUGUUUUGUUUUGGAGCGGGAAUAUCAAACCCUUGAAGAGACCUAAUAAAUAUUUAUGAUACUGUCCUACCUUGUGUAUAAAGUGCUGGAUGUCAGCUGCAGUGUUUUGACUCUUUUGGGACCCAAUAACCAGUGACAUGAAUUCUGACAUUCCAGAAGAACAACAACAAAAACUGCAAUGCCUAUUACCCAUCUUUGGGGUUUUGUUCCUUAUCAUUUUGAAAGGUAAAAAUGAAACAAAACUAAGAGGUUUGUUUUCCCUUUUUUGGGUUGGCUGAGUGGCAGACAUUUGGGUGAAUUAUUUUGUUUUAUUUUUGCCUGGCUUUCUGUCGAUUUGGUUGCAUAUUCUACUAAGCCAUGUUUGAAAAGCACGAUCCUCUCUAUUGUGUUUAAUUUAUUUCAAUGUAGCCUUUUCCUGAUAAGUUAUGAAAUUUAAAAAGAAACUCAGUCUUGUGAAUAAACAAAAUCAAAAGCGAAAAAGAAAAAACCCAACCGACUUCUGUACCGAAUUUCUUGUGUGAUAGUGGGAGCAUUUUCCCUCUUACGACAGUAUCAGUUUAGGUAUGGGUCCUCUGCUUCAUAAAGGUGAGGUUUAUUGUCAGUAGGAAACAUUUCGCAAAAUACCUAAAGUUUAACUCUGGGGGAAGGGAGAGCUUGCCACCAAGGUGCUGGCUGAGUUUAUGGAAGCGAAUUUAAUCUAUAAUAAACUGUCAACAAAACCCUGCUGAAAUGGAUGUUAUAGAAACAGGCUGGCACUGCAGAACCUAGUCCAGGAGGGAGCUGACCAGAAGGGAAUACGGUAGCCAUGCCUGUGAUUCUAGGUACCUUGAAUUGAAAAGGAUCAGACAGGUCUUCUGCCCCCUCCGUAAAUAUUCAACACACACACACCCAUGCACCGAAUUACCUGGCGCUUUAAAACCAGCCGGUACUGAAAAGUCUGUCAAUGAACUGUUCUGAUUUUACUUCUGCUCCAGUCGUGUGCAGGGUUACUGUGGAGUGUCAGACAAUGAGAGAGAUGCAGGCAGUUUACUCUUGCAAGUGGGACUGACUUUGUAUUGUUAUCUGACCUGCCGCGCUGUAUUUGAUAAACGCUCUAGGAAAUUAACAGGGCCAAGUCAGUAUCUAUUCGCUGCCUACGAUCUGUCUGAUUAGGAGGAAGAAAAACUGCAACCCCGCAACGUUGUCAGAACUGUGGAGGGUCUUUAGUGAUAUUUUAAAGCAAAGCCCCUGUUCCCCCCCAAAGUUGUCAUGAUGCCACACUAAUUGGGAUGCGCACAAUGCAAUAAUCUGUAACGACAUGAUAAAAAUGACAAUAUUCCGCUAAAAGCUCGGCCAAAAUAAACCCAUCGAAAUGGGGAAUUUUUCUUUUCCACAUGAUUAUGGGAUUAGGAGACCAGAACUUGUUUCCGCCUGGUUAUGAGCAUACACAUCAACGGUUGAAAUAUAUAUUUGAUUGUCUACUCUUCCCCCCCCCUUCUAUCGAAAGCUUGUUUGCUAACAAAAAGACUUUGAUUAUUAACAAUCAUUGAACGCUAAAUACUACCUUUCCUCCCACAGAUAUUUAAACAAAAAUAUUGUCUCUAUCACUCGCCUAUAACGCAUCUACUGUGGGCAUCAGGGACAGAGGCGACCUACAAAUAGAAAGACAGGAAUUAAAAGCGUUAAUUUGCUAAAUAAAAUUAAAAACAAACAAAAAAAGCAGCCAGCUCCUAACUGGCUGUGAAAGUGGACAAUUAAGGAGAGCUGCAA